AUGAAUAACUAAUCUGUUAAUGUGCUAUCGAAUGAUUAGAUAAAGAUGAAAGUAUCAGAAGUAUUUUAAACACAUUAUAUUAAUACUUAAACAUCAAAACAAGAAUAAACAAUUGUAAUUUGCUUAAUAAUAUUUGGCAACAUAAUUUGGAAUGUCAUUGGAAAUCUUUAGAAUACUGAUUUGAGUCAAUACAGCUAAGAAUUGACAAUUAAAAUUAUAGAGACCUAUUGGAUUAUAUUUCAAUAUCUGAAGAAAAAGUAAAACAUUUGUUAAAAAAUUUUUAGAACUACUUAAACUCCCGAAUCUCUUCUGAAUUUAGGUUUAGUAAUUUUACUGAUAAAUAGUUUAAUAACUACAUUAACUAUAGACAAGUAAGAUUCUUUUAAUAUUUUUUAGUGUAUAAAAAAGGUCAGAAUAAGUACUUGACUAAUUUACUUUUUUUAUAUUAAUCCAUUAAUAUAUCUACAACCGACAUUCCUUGAAAUUACAUAAUAUGCAUUAAGUAGUUGGAAUAAGUGGUGUUUUAAUAUUUUAAUGCCUAUGGGGAGAGCAUUUUUUAAGUACAAUAAAAUUGAUAACAGUUUAAUCUGUUUUUAUUUUAUCAAAAUAAUUACGAUAAUAAAGACUGUUAAAUGAAACAUCAAAUAAAAUCAAGCAAUUUAAUUAAGAAUUGGAUCAAAUGAAGUAGUAGUAACAAUAAUAAAUUAAUAAAUAUUAAGAAGAAAUAGAUUCAAAAUCUUAGAUGUAACUAUAAUCAAGGGCUAAUGAUUUAGUGAACAAAUUAAAAUUAAUUAAAUUUAAACAGUAAUGCACAAUUAAAAAUCAGAUGUUAAAAAAUGUUAGUCAAUAAUAAGAAAAAUUAUAAUCGAUGGUUUCAAUAACAGAAGUAUUUGGUAAAGAUGAAGUUGAUGAAGUUACUAAUUAAAAUUAUCAAUAAUCAACUCCAAAAUUGGAGAACUUUAAAAGAAGAGCAAGUAGAACUCUUUCAUAAAAUUCAGAUUUAAAAGGAAAGAACUUAUAAUUUGAUUAAUAUUAAUCUCACUCUGACUAAGAUAUAGUUGAGGGAGAUAAUGUUAUUACUAUUGAUGAAAUUGAUGAUCUUUUAAAUUUAUUGACAGGAAAAAAAGAUAAUAUUUGGUUACCGAAAUUUUUAAGAAGUCAUCGAUAAUUAGACUGUUAAAAUAGUAAUAAUAGUAUUUAAUAAACAUAAAAAGAAGAUUAAUUUAGUUAAGAUGCUAAAAAGUAAGUUUAUAUUAAUUUUUAGAUUCAUACUUUCACAUUUUACUUAAAGAGAAGCUUCAUUUUAAUAUAUUGAUGAUAUAAAGGAUGAUAUGGAUGACAUUGCUGAAAAAACUUUAAUAGAUUUUAAUAUUAAUUACUUAUAACCAGAUUCUACUUUAAAUAAUUUAGAUUAAUCAUAAAGAAUGCUAUUUAUUGAAGGGUCAAUAAAUUUAUUUAAAAUAUUCAAAGUGAUAUAAACAUUGAAAAUAACUAAUCUAGAAAUACUUGGAGAUUUUAGUGUCAAAAUAGAAUCUUUAUAUCAAAAUAAUUUUUAUCAUAAUUCAAUGCAUGCAAUAGAUGUUGCAAAUUCAACAGCAUUUUUCUUAUAAAAUGGAUUAUGCACUUUAAUUGAUGAUUUUUAAGCUACUUGUUUGUUGAUUUCUUCAUUAGCACAUGAUAUAGGACAUCCAGGAUUAAAUAAUGGAUUUAUGACAGCAAAUAGAUGUAGAUUAGCAUUAUUGUUUAAUGAUCAAAGUGUUUUGGAAAAUUAUCAUUCAUUUUUAUUAUUUUAAGUUCUUACUUAAAGUAAAUGCAAUAUAACUGAAAAUUUAAGUUAAAAUGAAAUCAAAGGAUUUAGAAAAUAUUGUUUAAAUCUAAUUCUUGAUACUGAUCUAACCAGACACUUUUAAUUGAUGAAUAAAUUUUAAAAUUAUUUAAAUGUUAAUGAAUCUCCUGCUAUUGAUUAACAAUUAAUUAUGUCUAUAGGAAUUAAAUGUGCAGGUAAUAUUUAUUAAUUACAAUAAUUUAGAUGUUGGUCAUGGAGCAAAGGAAUUGAAAUUACAUAAAUUAUGGAGUAGAAGAAUAGUUGAAGAAUUCUUUCUCUAAGGAGAUUUAGAAUAGUACCUUAAAGUACCAAUUUCACCAAUGUGUGAUAGAAAGUAGAAUGUUUCCAAAUCACAAGAAGGUUUCUUAAAGGCAAUUGUUUUACCAAUGUUUGAGGCCUUUUCUACAAUUUUAAAAAAGUAAUUACUUAUUAUAUUUAAAGUGAAAACAUCCAAAAAACUUGUGUUGAUUAAGUAAAACUGAAUAUAGAAUAUUGGCAAUAAUAGUAAACAGAUGAAAAUUUUAUGGAGGAAACAAUCUUUGAUACAAAUGCAGGAUUGGAAACUCUACAAAAGUUCUUAAAAGAACCUCUUCAUAUUGAGAUCUGA
Messenger RNA from Paramecium sonneborni, 2432 nucleotides. NCBI's taxonomy places the organism in Eukaryota, Ciliophora, Oligohymenophorea, Peniculida, Parameciidae. The record is from the annotation of a GenBank genome assembly.